Messenger RNA from Drosophila obscura, 989 nucleotides. RefSeq lists its product as uncharacterized. NCBI's taxonomy places the organism in Eukaryota, Metazoa, Arthropoda, Insecta, Diptera, Drosophilidae. The record is from RefSeq and is a predicted model, not a curated record. The transcript is spliced from 2 exons. Bases 104 to 895 code for a protein of 263 amino acids.
CCAUAAAGACUGUGUCACAUGAGGCUUUCUUUUUAUAUUCAAAACAUUGAAACGCAUCAAAAUCACUUCGAUAUAAAUUGUAUAUUAUAUAGUUCCUUGCACUAUGUCGGAUCUGAGUAAAAUAUUUAAAGGCUGGCCGCCAGAACAGGAUCCAGUGGUAUCGAAUCUCGAGCUGGAGGCUGCGAAGACUGAGGAGUUCGAGGUCAGUCCCAUGGUCUUGGGCCUGAUGCUGUCCUUUUUGCUGUUCGUGAUCGCCUUUUGGAUCUGGCUGAUCUCCCGAAGCUGCCUGGUGGCACAGCCCGUGAAGCCAACCAGGGAGCGAAAGCCACGACAGGAAGCAGGUCAAUCUGCUGGGAUGGGAAAAUCUUUGGGUCGCAUCCUAAACAAAAAGGGGCAGAGUGGCACGUCCUCUUCCAGCAAACAGAUAUCCAGCAGCCAGCUAACAUUGCCGCAGUUCAAAUCCCCGCGACUGUCGAAAAGCUAUUACAUGGGCUUGGACCGGAUGGAGAACUACAAACUUCGCUUUGUGUCGGAGCGCACCUCCAGCGACUCGAAAACGAUCACCCAAAGCACAUUUAAUACGGGAACGGCAACAGGAUCAUCAUCAUUAUCGGAAACAAGCGGUGGAUUGUCUAAAGAAUCCUCCACGGGAAACACAACGUCUAAAACGGGAACGGGAACGGAAACAGGAUCAUCAUCGUUGCCAGAAUCAAGCACUAGACUCUCUAAGGAAUCCGCCACGGGAAACAAUAAUUACACAACCGGAAUGUCGAGCUGUUUGGUCACCAAUCGGAGCCGGACAGCAGGCUUGCCCAUGAAGAAAUACAGAAUCCGGUGGGCCAACAUGGCCAAUCAGAAGGACGGACAACCUAUAACGGACACUACCAGCAGCUAGAGGGGCCGAGCCAGAGCUUUCACCCUACACUUUCGUUCUGUCAAACAAAGCAAACUUGAUCCUAUAAAAUAAACAAUUAUUGUUGAGAAUAUAA